Molecule: messenger RNA, 7720 nt
Organism: Panonychus citri (citrus red mite)
Lineage: Eukaryota; Metazoa; Arthropoda; Arachnida; Trombidiformes; Tetranychidae
Product: muscle calcium channel subunit alpha-1-like
Exons: 23
Coding region: 785-7714 (2309 amino acids)
Biological process (GO): calcium ion import across plasma membrane
Cellular component (GO): voltage-gated calcium channel complex; membrane
Molecular function (GO): high voltage-gated calcium channel activity
Source: RefSeq, a predicted model, not a curated record
AAAAGUCCUCAAUCAGAGGCUAAUGUACAACCAGUGGAUUAACAAUGAAUACCAAAUGUGGAUUAAAGUGGAAAAAAAGUGAAUUGUGACAAAACAAAACCCUAAAGGAUUAUAAAUAAAUUAGCCAAUUAACUAGUUAAUCCAAACGUAAUCAAUUUUUUUUUCUUCUUCUUAUUACAAAUCAAAUGAAAAUUAUCAACAUUUGAUACGAAAACAUGAAACAUUAUCUCUUAAUCGUUAAGGAUAAAGAUUAAGAUAAUUGUGAUGUUGAUGUUUCCUUUUACUUUUUUUUUUGAUUACCAAUUAAAACAGAAAAGCAUGAGAAUUAAAUUAAAUGGGUAAAAAUUGGAAAAGUUAAUCAGUGUAAAUGUUUUAUACGAUUAAACAUCUUCAUCUGAUUUAUGAGAGAUGAUGAUGAAAAAGGAUCUCGUUGAAUCUAAAAUUGACUAUCAUGUUAUUAUCCUGAACAAAUUACGAGCCAGUUUGGUGUCUAUUUUAGACACUUAUCAUCAUCAUCAUCAUCAUCAUCUUCAUCUUCAUCUUUUCCAUCUUCCUCUGUUUCUACUUUCUCCUCAUCAUCUUCAUCAUCAUUCACUGAAAUAGUAACAGAAACAUCUCAUUUCGCCUUUAACACAUUUCUAACCAGUGAAACAACAACAUCACCACUCUAACAAUCAACAUAUCAUUUACUAAAUCAGUUAAUUGUUUCCAUUCAAAUGUGAAUUUUUAAAUUAAAACCCUUUUCACUUUGACCCAUUUCAUUGGCCAGUAUUUAAAACCAACCAUGGACCAUAAUUAUCCCCCAGUUACACCGAUAACACCAAUCGGAUUAACAGCAACAGCGGCAACAACAACAACAGCAACAACAACAACCGGUAGUGUACCAACCGGAGUGAGUGUUGUCGGUGGUGGUGUGGGUGUAACACCAGUAACAAUACCAGGAGCUGGUCCACCGCCGACAACAAUUGCAGCCGCAACAACAGCAACAACAGCAACAACUAGUUCCCGAAAACCCGCUCGAAAAGUACCAAAAUUACCAGAAAAAGCACCUCGAUCACUUUACCUAUUCACCUUAGACAAUUGCCUACGUAAAUUUUGUAUCUCAGUGGUUGAAUGGAAACCCUUUGAAUGGUUAAUUUUAAUCACUAUUUGUUUAAAUUGUGUCGCUUUAGGAGCACAAACACCAUUUCCAGCCCAUGAUACAAAUUCAACUAAUCAAUUACUCGAGAAGAUUGAAUAUUUUUUCCUUGCCCUUUUCACCGUUGAAUGUGUACUAAAAAUAAUCGCCUUUGGAUUUUUCUUCCACCCCGAAGCUUAUUUAAGAUCUUAUUGGAAUUUAUUGGAUUUUAUAAUCGUUGUUAUCGGUAUAAUGAAUUGUAUUGUUUCCUUCAUUCUGCCAACAUUCAAUGUUAAAGCCUUACGAGCCUUUAGAGUACUAAGGCCACUUCGAUUGGUCUCAGGGGUUCCUAGUCUUCAGGUUGUGCUUAAUUCAAUCAUCAAAGCGAUGUUACCGUUAUUUCAUAUUGCACUUCUUGUGAUCUUCGUAAUUGUCAUCUAUGCAAUUAUUGGCCUCGAAAUGUUCAACGGAGUCUUACAUAAGACCUGCUUCGAUAAUAUAACAGGUGAGAUGAUGGAGGAACCCACGCCCUGCGGGGAAGAGGCCUGGAACUGUGAUGACGAGGAUCUGGAGGGACAUUAUGUUUGUCGGGCUUAUUGGGCUGGACCCAAUUUUGGAAUAACCAAUUUCGACAAUUUCGGACUUGCCAUGUUAACGGUUUUCCAAUGUAUCACCAAUGAAGGUUGGACUCAGGUCAUGUAUUGGAUGAACGAUUCAAUUGGUAAUACAUUUCCUUGGAUGUAUUUUAUCAGUCUCGUUAUUCUGGGCUCAUUUUUUGUCAUGAAUCUUGUCCUUGGUGUUCUCAGUGGAGAAUUUUCAAAAGAAAGAGAAAAGGCCAAAGCUCGAGGAGAUUUUCAUAAACUUCGAGAGAAACAGCAAAUCGAAGAGGAUCUUCGAGGUUACCUUGACUGGAUUACCCAAGCAGAGGACAUGGAGCCCGAUGAGAAAGAAAAGAAAGACAGAUUAGGUCCAGUCCAAGAGAUGGACGAUAAAACUAAUCUGGACAAUGAUGAAAUUCAACCAAAAGUGCCUUCGUUUCUUGAAACUGCCAAAGAGCGUUUCGAUGUACUCAAUCGUCGGUGCCGUCGAAGUUGCCGAAAAAUUUGUAAAUCGAAAGCACUUUAUUGGACUAUUAUCGUUCUCGUCUUUCUUAAUACCUGCACCUUGGCCUCUGAACAUCAUCGUCAACCUCCAGCACUUGAACGAUUCCAAGAUAAUGCUAAUAUAUUUUUUGUGAUACUUUUUACCCUUGAGAUGUUUCUCAAGAUGUACAGUCUUGGAUUGCAAGGUUAUUUUGUAUCUCUUUUUAAUCGUUUUGAUUGUUUCGUUGUAAUCGGAUCAAUUUCGGAAAUUGUAUUGACCAAAAAUCAAUGGAUGGAACCGUUAGGAGUCUCCGUGCUUCGGUGUGUCCGUUUACUGCGUAUAUUUAAAGUGACCAAGUAUUGGACUUCACUUCGUAAUCUCGUCGCUUCCCUGAUUAACUCAAUGAGAGCCAUUGCCAGUCUAUUGUUAUUAUUGUUCCUGUUUAUUGUUAUCUUUUCCCUGCUUGGGAUGCAAGUUUUUGGUGGUAAAUUUAAUUACUCUGAUCAACCAAAGGCUCGAGCCAAUUUUGAUUCAUUCUGGCAGGCGAUGUUAACGGUUUUCCAGAUUCUCACUGGUGAAGACUGGAAUGUUGUUAUGUACAGUGGUAUUCAAGCCUAUGGUGGGGUGGAAACUGUUGGUAUCCUUGCCUGUGUAUAUUUUUUGAUACUUUUUGUAACCGGAAACUAUAUAUUGUUGAACGUUUUCUUGGCCAUUGCCGUCGAUAACUUGGCCGAUGCUGAAAGUUUGACCACAAUCGAGAAAGAAGAAGAAGCUGAACCUGAAGAGGAAGCGGAAGAAGAGAAACCAAUUGAUGAGAAUGGUGAUGAAGAGGGUUUAGAUUUACCUUCUAGUUUAUCAAGAGGCGGAAGUGAAACAGGGUCAAGACGGAAGAGGAAAAAAUCAUUCUACAAGAAUACCGGAAGUGCCGAUGGUCUAAGUGACCUUGAAGUUGGAGGAGUUGAUGGAGAUACAAUAAAAGGAGAUGGAUCAAUGACCAUUCUAAAUAGACCAAGACACAAACCCGAUCCGGAUCAAAUCUUUGUUAAAGUUGAUGCUGAUGAUGAGGAUAAUCAUGAUAAAGAGGGUGGGGACAGUAAUGAUAAAGAAAAUAUUGAUAAUCUUGACAAUGGGAAUAAUAUUAAUGGCGAUGGUGAUAUUGAAGGCGGUGGGGGCGAUGGUGAUGAUGAUGGAGAUGGAGAUGAGGAGGAGGAGGAAGAAGAUGCUGGUGAAGGUGGGACAGCUCGACGUAUAUCCGAUCCAGCAGAGACCAUGAAAGUGAAACCCAUUCCUAAUUAUUCAUCAUUUUUUAUCUUUGGCCCUAAAAAUAGUAUCAGAUUAUUUUGUUAUAAAGUAAUUAAACAUAGUCUAUUUGGUAACUUUAUUUUGGUUUGUAUUAUGAUCUCUUCAGCCAUGUUAGCGGUUGAAGAUCCACUGGAAGGUAAUCGUGAUCGGAAAAAGAUUCUGGAAACUUUUGAUGCGAUAUUUACAAUUGUCUUUACAAUUGAAAUCUUAUUAAAGACAACAGUCUAUGGUGUGGCUCUUCAUAAAGGCUCAUUUUGUCGAGAGCCUUUUAAUAUAUUGGAUGUUCUUGUUGUCGCCUGUUCAUUGUUGUCAUUUCUUCCAGAGAGCGACGAGUUGAGUGCCGUUAAAAUUUUACGAGUUCUAAGAGUCUUAAGGCCACUUCGAGCCAUCAACAGAGCAAAAGGUUUAAAGCACGUUGUUCAAUGUGUAAUUGUUGCAAUUAAGACCAUUGGUAAUAUUAUGUUGGUCACUUUUUUGCUCAACUUUAUGUUUGCUGUUAUUGGAGUUCAAUUGUUCAAGGGAAAAUUUUACCGAUGUACCGAUGAAUCAAAAGAGACACCCGAAGAUUGUCAGGGUUUCUUCAUUGAUUUUGAAGAUGGUGACAUUAAUCGGCCCAUAAUUAAGGAACGGACUUGGGACAAUAAUGUCUUCAAUUUUGACGACGUAGCGAAAGCCAUGUUAACCUUAUUCACUGUAUCAACUUUUGAAGGUUGGCCAACGCUACUUGAGGUUUCGAUGGAUUCUCGAGCGGAAGAUCUUGGCCCAACGAUGAACUAUCGUCCGGUUGUGUCCAUUUUUUACAUAAUCUAUAUCAUUGUGAUCGCUUUUUUCAUGGUAAACAUUUUCGUUGGUUUCGUUAUCGUUACCUUUCAAAAUGAAGGUGAACAAGAGUAUAAGAACUGUGAACUCGACAAGAAUCAACGUAAUUGUAUUGAAUUUGCGCUAAAGGCCAGGCCAGUUCGUCGGUAUAUUCCCAAGCAACGGAUCCAGUAUAAAGUUUGGUGGUUUGUCACCUCAACAUAUUUCGAGUAUUUUAUUUUCAUCUUAAUCUUGGCCAAUACAACGACUCUCGCCAUCAAGUUCAAUGGUCAAUCGCAAACGUACACCGAAGUACUCGAAAAGUUGAACCUUGUUUUCUCCGUUAUUUUUGCGAUAGAAUUCAUUUUAAAGUUAUACGCUUUUCGAUUUAAAAACUAUUUCUCCGACUUUUGGAAUAUUUUGGAUUGUAUUUUGGUUCUUGGGUCAUUUGUCCAUAUCGGCCACGAUGUGAUCGUUAAAAAGGCCUCGAAUUUGACCAAAGAAGGUGCUGGAGGUUCUAAACCAUUUAACAUGAACUUUUUCCGUCUUUUUCGAGUUAUGAGGUUGGUUAAGCUUCUUGCUCGAGGUGAAGGUAUUCGAACUCUUCUUUGGACAUUUGUAAAGUCUUUUCAAGCGCUUCCCUAUGUCGCUCUGCUCAUUUUACUACUUUUCUUCAUCUAUGCGAUCGUGGGUAUGCAAACCUUUGGUAAGAUUGCACUUGACUCGAACACGGCCAUUGAUAGGAACAAUAAUUUCCAAUCGUUUUUCCAGGCCAUUAUUGUUUUGUUCCGUUCGGCAACCGGUGAAUCCUGGCAAGAGAUUAUGAUGGCCUGUACCGAUCAACCAGAGACCAAAUGUGAUCCCGCUGCUCGGUCAAAGGAGAAAUGUGGGUCACCUUUGGCCUACCCUUACUUUAUCUCUUUCUACAUAUUAUGUUCAUUUUUAAUUAUUAACCUUUUCGUUGCCGUUAUCAUGGAUAAUUUUGAUUAUCUAACCAGAGAUUGGUCAAUCUUGGGUGCUCACCAUUUAGAUGAAUUUGUCCGUUUAUGGUCAGAAUAUGAUCCCGAUGCAAAGGGACGAAUCAAGCAUCUUGAUGUGGUCACUUUACUAAGGAAAAUAUCUCCACCCCUUGGAUUUGGUAAACUGUGUCCACAUCGAAUCGCUUGUAAGAAACUCGUCUCAAUGAAUAUGCCUCUUAACUCGGAUGGUACCGUUAUGUUCAAUGCGACCUUAUUUGCUUUGGUUCGAACCAAUUUAAGAAUCAAAACUGAUGGAAACAUUGACGAAGCCAACGAAGAGCUUAGAGCUAUUAUCAGGAAAAUUUGGAAACGAACCUCACCCAAACUCUUGGAUCAAGUUGUCCCACCGGCGGCUGAUGAUGAGGUAACGGUGGGUAAAUUUUAUGCCACCUUCUUGAUCCAAGAUUAUUUCCGACGGUUCAAGAAACGUAAAGAGGAAAGAGAUAAACAUGGUAAUAAGGAUGAUGAAAAUACGGUUGCCCUUCAGGCUGGACUACGGCGAUUACACGAGUUUGGACCGGAAAUACGAAGAGCAAUUUCCGGGUCAUUGGAUGAAGAUCAUUUCGUGGACAGUCAGGAAGCGGAGCCCAUGCAUCGACGGAAUCAUUCACUUUUCGGUAACGUUUGGUCAACUGUUAGAGGUAAACGGAUACCAAUGGGACCACCAUUAUCUCAGGGGAAUCAUUUCAGAAUGAAGGAACUUGGUAUCAUGGCAAAUCCUGGACAAGAAGAUCCAUUCGGGAGCUAUUGUCAUCAUCAUAAUCGACAAUUUCAUCAUCAUCAUCAUCAUCAUUAUCAUCAUAAUCAUCCCCAUCAUCCGUAUCCUUUAUAUACAUUAACUAACAAUGAGUGUCCAGGGUUACCAAUGAUGCACGAAAUUGGGUCAACAUUAUGUCCACCCCAACAUCAACAUCAUCAUCCACCACCACCACCACCCACAUCAUCAUCAUCAUCAUCAUCUUAUUGUUAUCGAGAUAAUAUUUUUCAAGUAUGUCCAGUCUGUGGUAUUAACAAUGACCAAUUGCAUGUUGACCAACAACAGCAACAGUUGAUUGCAAAUGAAUAUUCAACUAACACUGAUGAUGUUGCUGAUGAUGAUCAGAUAUCAGUCUUAUCAUCAACAUCACUACCUCCUCCCCCACCACCACCUCCACCUCCACCUUCAUCAUCAUCAAUACAACCAAUGAUGCUGAUUGACCCUCGAUGUCCAUGUACAGUUGACCAAUCAACUACUGAUACUAAUUCAUCAUCAACAGUUGAUUUUAAUCAUCGAUCUCAAAGAUUAUCUUUCCAACGACCUGCCAUUGCUGUUGUAAGUGUUUCCAUUGAUGAAGAUGAAAUUAACCGACCUCAACCUCCCACUCCACCUCCUCGUAAACAUAUCAUUAAAUCAUCGUCUUUCCGUCGGCAUCUUCCCUGUUUAUCGAAACAGGAAAGUUCAGAAUCAAAUUCUCCUUCACUUUUGGCCUUAUCUCGACUUUAUAUUGGUUCAAAUAGUUUAACAAAUUUAACCUUAGAUUAUAAUCUAACCACAAGUGACCUACCCACCGAUAAACCGCCGACACCACCAACUCGAUCUUCGAUUGGCCUUGGUUCGUUUUUAUCUAGUAGACACUUUUCUCAUCAUUCCAUUGACCCAAGAGAUUUGAAUUCUUGUUCGGGAAUCUCUUCGAUUAGUAAUAAAAUUAGUUCAGGUCAUGGGUCAAAUUCUGCUCCAACCUCAGCUCGUCCUCGUUCUGGGGGAAGUAGAGGAGAUGAUGAAUCUUUUUGUGAUAAGUCACCUCGUCAUUCUCAUUCUCAUCGACGUCGAGCCAUGUCUAAUGUUGCCGCUUCUCUUAGGUUUGUCCCCGUUCCAGCAAUGGCCGUGGCUGGUUUUCUUCCGGAAGCAUCGGUCUUUGGAUCAAGAGGAAGUCCACUGAGAGCCUCUUAUCAUGGUAAAGCUUCAGAAAAACAAUAUAUUCCCGUUCCUGGUAAUAUGAAUGAUAAAAGAUCCAUGGAGGUUGUCGGCUCAGCCGAAUCGCUGGUCGGUCGGGUUCUUCAGGAACAAGGAUUGGGCAAAUUCUGUGACCCUGGUUUCUUACGUGCUACUCAACGGGAAAUCGCUGAAGCUUUUAACAUGACACCCGAAGAAUUGGAUCGAGCCGCUCAUCGAAUUCUGGAAGCUGAACGUAAAUCAUCACCGCCGCCCUCAGGUCAACAAUCUACCUCAGCUGCUGUCACUCCCAAUGGGACGACUCCCGUUCAUCAUUCAAGUCUAAAUCUGACCCGAGGGGGAGGACGAAACUCAACUAGACAAACAACAACGGGAACAUCAAACCCGCCGAGUCCACAAAAAUCACCCUCGAGUCCAAGUGAUGGUGAAGACGAAGAUAAAUAUAAAGAUACUAAAUUGUAAAUGAAA